AUGCCGCCGCCCCGCCGCGCCGGCGCGGGCGACACGAGCGCCUUCUUCGCGGCGACGCUGGUGCUGUGGGCCGUGUCGGUGGGGUUCGAGAUCGGCGCGCGGGGACGCCGCGAGCUGGCCGCCGUGGCCGCCGGCUUCGCCUUCUUCCAGGCCGCCAACACGGCCGUCCGCGCCGCGGUCUCCCGCGACCCGCUCUUCGUCAACACCGCCGUCUCGCUGCUCCACUCCUCCCUCACCUCCGCCUCAGUUAUCUUUGUUCUAUUGUGCCAAUGGCGUACCAAGGGCCUUGAGAACAUGUUUCAGCAUGAAGAAUUAGUUGGUAGCAGUUGGAUUGGAGCAUAUUCUGCUCUGUGCUUUUCAUGUGGCUACUUUGCUUAUGACCAAUUGGAUAUGCUCCGCUACCGGCUGUACAGUGGAUGGAUUCCUGGGAUCCUGAUGCAUCACCUUAUUCUGCUUAUUUGCUUUACGCUAGCUCUGUAUCGGAAUGUGACAAUCAACUACCUAAUUCUCACUCUUCUAUGCGAGGUACAUACAUAUUUCUUGCACGUAAGGAAACUGAGGAGAAUGGCUGGAUUCCGCGAUUUCAACAGAAAACUGGUGAAACUGGAAUGGGUACUCAACUGGACUACCUUUGUGACAGCAAGGGUGAUCUGCCACAUAUUGAUCACAUACAGACUGAUCACCGACGCACACAAGUUUGAUAAAGGCAUUGAGCUGCCACUAGCUCUUUCUGGUAUGGCGGGAAUGAAUUUGCUCAAUGUAUCUUUAGGGCUUGAUCUAUUUAAAGUGUUCGCGCGAGAGAGAAAUCAGCAGACGCAUCAGGACUGA
Messenger RNA from Triticum turgidum subsp. durum (durum wheat), 828 nucleotides. NCBI's taxonomy places the organism in Eukaryota, Viridiplantae, Streptophyta, Magnoliopsida, Poales, Poaceae. The record is from the annotation of a GenBank genome assembly.